Messenger RNA from Caenorhabditis remanei, 381 nucleotides. RefSeq lists its product as uncharacterized. The transcript is spliced from 3 exons. The record is from RefSeq and is a predicted model, not a curated record. The coding region runs from base 1 to 381 and encodes 126 amino acids. NCBI's taxonomy places the organism in Eukaryota, Metazoa, Nematoda, Chromadorea, Rhabditida, Rhabditidae.
AUGGAGCGUAAGAACAAGGAACUCAACAAGAACUGUGCCCAACUCUCAUCAGAAUGCGCCAAAAUAAGAGACAGGUCGAGAAAGUUAAUGAAAACCGUGAGCGCACUCAUCGCAAUCAUACUCAAGCAGCUCGACGACAAAAUUGUCAUUCUCUGUGACCAACUCGUUCGCGAACGUUCUCGCCGGCAUGACUUCUACCAACGUCCGACUUUCGCAUCGAAUCCAUUGACUGCACCACUUGGAACAUCUAUUCCAAGCCACACGUUAUCGAAUUCAAAGGUCCAGUUGAUAUUUAAUCAACCAUCUGAUUUGUCUAUCGUGGAAGUUUCAUCAAACGUGCCACUACGUCCAUUCGUUCUCAAAAAGGAUUUCGCUAUAUAA